AUGGAUCUCUCCAUACCGAGGAUCAAAUACGAGACAGAGGAUUAUUAUUACGACGAAUUCGAGCUACCAGAACCGGAGCCUGUGGGAGAUAGCGGGGAGAGGAGGCGAGCGGGGAGUGUCGCGGGCGCGGGGGGAGCGCGCCACCGUCAGGCGGCGGCGGCCGCAACGACGACGGCGCACAGCAAGCAGCUGGCGGCGGGCGGGCCCAACCACCCGCCCCAGCCGCAAGGUAACAAACGAUCGGGCUGCGGCGGCGAUGGGGACUACCAGCUGGUGCAGCACGAGGUGCUCUACUCCUCGUCCAACAGGUACGAGGUGCUGGAGUUCCUCGGGCGCGGCACCUUCGGCCAGGUGGUCAAGUGCUGGAAGAAGGGCACCAACGAGAUAGUCGCCAUCAAGAUCCUCAAGAACCACCCCAGCUAUGCUCGUCAAGGACAGAUUGAGGUGUCGAUCCUGUCGCGGCUCUCGCAGGAGUCCGCCGACGAGUUCAACUUCGUGCGCGCGUACGAGUGCUUCCAGCACCGAUCGCACACGUGCCUCGUUUUCGAGAUGCUCGAGCAGAAUUUGUACGACUUCCUCAAGCAGAACAAGUUCUCGCCGCUGCCGCUCAAGUACAUCAGGCCGAUACUGCAGCAGGUGCUCACGGCGCUGCUCAAGCUCAAGCAAUUGGGCCUCAUCCACGCGGACCUCAAGCCGGAGAACAUAAUGCUCGUGGAGCCAGCUCGCCAGCCGUACAGGGUCAAGGUCAUCGAUUUCGGAAGCGCUUCGCACGUCAGCAAGGCCGUCUGCAACACCUACCUGCAGAGCAGAUACUACAGGGCGCCCGAAAUCAUCCUGGGCCUGGCGUUCUGCGAGGCGAUCGACAUGUGGUCCCUGGGCUGCGUGGUGGCCGAGCUGUUCCUCGGCUGGCCGCUCUACCCUGGCUCCUCGGAGUACGACCAGAUCAGAUACAUCUCGCAGACGCAGGGCCUGCCCACCGAACAUAUGCUCAACAGCGCCUCGAAGACUGCCAAGUUCUUCUACCGGGACGUGGACAGCACUUACCCGUUCUGGAGGCUGAAGACACCCGAGGAGCACGAGCUGGAGACGGGCAUCAAGAGCAAGGAGGCCAGGAAGUACAUCUUCAACUGCCUAGACGACAUCGGACAGGUUAACGUACCAACGGAUCUUGAAGGCGGCCAACUCUUGGCCGAGAAAGCAGACAGAAGGGAAUUCAUUGACUUACUGAAGAAAAUGCUCACAAUGGACCAGGAGAGGAGGAUAAUGCCCGGUGAGGCGUUGAACCACGCAUUCGUCACACUCGCCCAUCUCGUGGACUAUGCACACUGCAACAACGUCAAAGCCUCCGUUCAAAUGAUGGAGGUGUGCCGUCGGUCGGGCAGCGGCGUGGGCGGCGUGGGAGUGGGCGUGGGCGCGGUGGGCGUGGGCGUGGGUGGCGGCGCGGAGUACGGCGUGGGCGGCGUGGUAGCGCCCGCCGCAGCGCCCACCGCCCACCACCUCGCCCUCACCAUCAACCAGCAGCGGCUGCGCGCCGCCCCCUACGAUAAUCUGUACCAACUGUACCAAGGCGGGCGCGUGGCGGUGGGUGGCGCGAGGCAGUAUGCCACAAGGGCCGCCGAGCCAUUUCCCCACCAGUUUGUUUCUUCCAUUCUGUGUCAGCCCGCUUACCAGGUGCAGCAGCUGGCUGCAGCGGCAGCCGCCGCCGCCGCCGCCCACCACCAGCACGGUGUGGGCGUGGGCGUGGGCGGCGUGGGUGUGGGCGGAGUGGGCGUGGGCGUGGGCGACGUGGGCGAGUGGCGCGCACCGCUCAUCGUGGAGCCGGCGCCUCUGCCCGAGCCCGACGUGUGGGACUUCCACCCGCACCACCCGCAGCACCAUCACCCUCACAAGAGAUCCACGAAGCAGCAGACAAGCGCCGUGCCCCACUACCAGCCGCACCACCAAACGCAUCAAUACAGUAUGGCAAGCAGUGGUGGCAAAAAGGAGCCAACUCAGCUGUCUCCAGUCAAAAAGAGGGUGAAAGAGGGCACACCGCCAUCCAGGCACAGGCAUCACCACGACCACACGGUCCAGAACGGCGCUAUCGCCGGAACGUGGGAGGGCAACGGCAACUGCGGUGGUGGACACACCAUCACCAUCCGCGACACCCCAUCACCGGCCGUCUCGGUCAUCACCAUAUCGGACUCGGACGAUGAUGAGACGCCGCGCCGCCCCCGGCAGGGCCAGAACCAGAACCAUACCCAUCAGGCGCCGGGCCAGGGCCAGAGUCAUCACCAUCACCAGCACCAACAUCAGCAUCAGCACCAACACCAGCACCAAAACCAGCAGCAUCACCAGCACCAGCAGCAUUCGCACAACAACAGAGGAAGUGGCGACUGCGCGGCGACGACGGCAACGCACAACAACAACAACAACGGCAACAACAACGUCACCAGCGGCGGCAACAACACGAACGGCAACGGCCACAGCAACAACAAUGGCGCCCCCGUCAACGCGGUGACGGUGAGCAGCGGCGGCGUGAUCUGCAGCGCACGCACUCCCCGCGACGAGAGGCACGUCAAGCACGAGCCCCACCAGAAUUGCCACCACCACCACCAGCAGCAACAAGUGCAGCAUCAACAACAACAGCAGCAGCAACAGCAACACCAACAACAGCAGCAGCAACAACAUCAUCAACAACAACAACAGCAGCAACAGCAGAGCGUGCGCAGCCACGCGCCGGCGCAGCCUCAAGCGACGCCGCAGAGCCAGAAGAAGCGCUUACUCGCUUUAGCGCAGCAAGAGGCCCAGGCGAAGCAGGAGCCACUGCCCGAACAACAGCCUGCACACUACGUCACGAGCGGUGCGACUAUUCGACAAACGAACGACUAUCAAUGCAACCAGUACAUGCCUGCGCAGAUCAGCAAAAGGGACAGUAGCGGAGGCUGCCGCGACUAUCUGCCGGCCACGAGCGGCGCCAUGAGCGCGGUUAGCGCCGUGAAUGCCCACGCGGUGGGCGUGGGUGUGGGCGGCGUGGGCGUAGGAGUGGGGGUGGGCGUGGGCGUGGGAGGCCCGCCAGCCGCGCACAAGCACGCGGCGCCGCACGCCUGGCACCACCAUCCGCACGCACACUACAAAACGGCCAGCGGCGGUGUACUGUCACCCGGAGGGGGGGUGUCACCCGGAUACCUCCCACCACCGCUUUACGUCCCCACAUACCAUUAUCACACGGGCGGCGUAGCGGGCCCGCCGCCGGCGCACCACUCGAGCGGCGCCCGCCUGCCCGGCUACCUGCAGCCCUACUCGCCCACCUACCUGGUGCCGCCCCACGCGCCCCACCAGCAGCACCAGCAACACCUGUGGUACGAC
Messenger RNA from Iphiclides podalirius (scarce swallowtail), 3348 nucleotides. The record is from the annotation of a GenBank genome assembly. Lineage: Eukaryota; Metazoa; Arthropoda; Insecta; Lepidoptera; Papilionidae.